GGUCACACAUCGUGUCCUGCCCGUGACGCUCCAUGGGUGACAGGAAAAGCAGCCUGACUCGCGGUGUGGUCCUCAUCCGGCAGCCUCCUGCAGCAUGGACAGCGAUGAUGAAAACGUAGAAGAGUCCGUGGAAGGUCCCUUGGAUGAAGAUGGUCAGCCACAUGGGUUCUGCACAGUAACCUACUCAUCCAGUGAUCGAUUUGAAGGACACUUCAGCCACGGAGAGAAGAAUGGCAAGGGCAAGUUCUUCUUCUUUGAUGGAAGCACCCUGGAGGGUUUCUAUGUGGACGAUGCUCUGCAGGGCCAGGGGAUGUAUACAUAUGAAGACGGCGGCGUCCUUCACGGGACGUAUGUGGACGGAGAACUUAACGGACCUGCUCAGGAGUUUGAUGGAGAGGGCCGCCUGGUGUUCAAGGGCCAGUACAAAGACAACAGCCGAUGUGGGGAAUGCUGGGUUUACCACCCUGAUGGAGGCUGUGUGUUUGGGGAAGUGAAUGAGGAUGGGGAGAUGACUGGUGAAUCUGUAGCGUACAUCUACCCCGACGGACGGACUGCUCUCUACGGAAGCUUUGUGGACGGGGAGCUAAUCAAGGCUCGCCUUGCCACCGUGUCUUCCAGCGAGAGUGGAAGGCCGCACUUUGAAGUCACACCCAACAGUCCUGUGUACUCGUACGACAAGUCAACAUCCACCUGUAUCGCCACCCACACGCUGCUUCCUGACCCUUACGAGAGCCAAAGAGCGUUUGUGGCGGACUCCAUGAUCAGAGGAGCAGGACAGGGCCUGUUUGCCAAGACAGAUGCUGAAAGUAACACUGUGAUGGCUUUUUACAACGGAGUACGCAUCACGCACACCGAGGUGGACAGCAGAGACUGGGCACUGAAUGGGAACACAAUCUCAUUGGAUGAGGAGACAGUGAUCGACGUCCCUCAGCCUUUUGACCAGAUGGAGAAAUACUGUGCCUCUCUGGGUCACAAGGCAAACCACUCCUUCACCCCCAACUGCAAAUAUGACCCGUUUGUCCACCCGCGUUUUGGGCCUAUCAAGUGCAUCCGAACCUUGAGGGCUGUGCAGAAAGACGAGGAGCUAAUGGUUGCUUAUGGUUAUGAUCAUGAGCCAGUGGGAAAGAACGGCCCUGAGGCCCCUGAUUGGUACAAGCAGGAGCUGGAGGAGUUCCAGCAGAAACAGACGGCUUCCACUGGCCAAUAAGAAUACAGAUUAAUUCCUCUGGACAGUUAAAAAAAAUCCAAAACCUUCUACCUGUGCUGCCAACUUACAAGACUCCUGCAGCAUUAUGACACCUGAUAUCCCCUGCAGCUGCAGACCACAUGGUGGAUGUUUGAAAUUCAAAUGGGAUAAAGCUUGAGCAGUUCAGUAUGAAUGAAGGUCUUGGAGAUCCAAGGCCUCAGAAGGGCAAAUACUAUGCAAAAAAACCAAAUGUUAUUGGAGGAGACAUGUCUCUGGCUUGAGGUGUUGUUCUGCUGUUCUUCAGCAUUUCUUCUUCAUUAGUGUUCGAGGCAGGUGGGUUUUUCAAUGGCUGAUGGCAAUGUCUUUCUUUUUUGCAUCUGAUGAAAUACAAUAGAUUAAUAACAGCAAAUGACACACAGAGUUGCUGAACUUAAAUUAACAUUUAUUUAACCCUGAUGUCUGUGUUGUUUCUGUUUGUUUAAGCAGACAUGCACUCUGGCAGAAGAGUACAUAUUUUUGGCUCAGUAGAAUACUGCCUUUUAAGAUGAGAUUUCUGUCCCGACAUCUAAAUAGUAACAUAUAAAAAAUACUACAUCAGUAUUUGGCAUCAAAAACAAAACAAAAAAAAAAACAAAAGUCAUUCUAUGCACAUUACAAUCUAAUAUAUGUGGUUAUUUUAGCCAGUAACAUGAUGUUUUAGAUUCAAUUUUUCUUAAUUAAUGGAAGGAAAACUGCAUUAUUCUAUACAUUAUAACAUAUUUAAUACAAGCCAUAUUGAUGGUCUUAGAUUUGCUGUCAUUUAAGCUGGAAGAAAUGUGCUAACAUUUAGAACAGACAAUGGAGACUGAGGAAAUUCGGGCAAAUAUUUGUGGGAAUUAUAGUGUAGGCCUCAAAGCUAAUUUUCUCACCAUCUUCCCAAAACUGUCCUGAAGCAUAUUUUGCGUAUUUCUGUUUGUGGACAGACUUGGUCAUAAGCAAAAUAGCUAAUCUAAGCGAUCGAAUGCAUCAAUAACUUUGUUCACUUGCAUUGCACAGCCUGAUCAGCAGGGACAAUCGCAGAGGAAGAGAAACGUGCACAUAAGCUCAGAUGUGUCUGCAGACAUUUUAGUUUAAAUUGGCCUUGUGAGCAAAGGCAAAAGUCAUGCUGAUUAUCACAAAAUGCCAAAUAUCAGCCUGACUAAUCAGUUUAGCACAGCUCCUUAUCAUACAUUGUUCAUAUGGAUGCCAAGAUGUAUGUGCUUAUGGAGGUUAUAAAUUUAGGAUAUGAUGAGAAGCUAUUGCAUUUUUUCCUUAGUUCUCACUAUUUUCACUUAACUGUGUGUCAGCCAGUUGCUUUAAGCAGUGGUCGUACGGCUUUCUCUGAUGUGUUGAGUUAAAUAACCCUAUCAUACCACAUUUUAUCUGUUAAAACAGUUUUUCACUCAUUAUUUAAAGUAAUUCAUAUGGCCCGAUCCAUAGAUAGAAGUGUAACAUUUUAAGCCUAUUUGUUUACUUUAUGGUAGGCUGUAUGUUACAUUGAUUGUUUAUAAUAUCUGAAUUUGGUGAAGAACUGUAUUUCCUGAGUUUUGUAGGGGUGAUCUGUAUUGGUAACACUGGUAGAAAAUAACAGAUGUUAUUACAUGUUAUUACAUGUAUUACAGGAAAUACUACAUUGACCUGGUUCCACUUUUCUAACCUCAAAUCUGUGCUCAUACCAUACAAAAUAAAGUGCAACAUGAAUUAAAUUCA
Scatophagus argus is the source of this 2914-nucleotide messenger RNA. RefSeq names its product SET domain containing 7, histone lysine methyltransferase (gene setd7). The record is from RefSeq and is a predicted model, not a curated record. Lineage: Eukaryota; Metazoa; Chordata; Actinopteri; Scatophagidae. Gene Ontology annotation, cellular component: chromosome. Gene Ontology annotation, biological process: regulation of DNA-templated transcription. The transcript is spliced from 8 exons. The coding region runs from base 95 to 1207 and encodes 370 amino acids. Gene Ontology annotation, molecular function: histone H3K4 monomethyltransferase activity; protein binding.